AUGGCUAGACAUACAUCGCUAGAGUCUGAGAGACCCAUCAUGGCCCAGUCGGCCCGUACCUCCAAGCGAUUCUCGACUGUCAGCGAAGCCCCUACGGUCGCCUCGUCGGAAACCACCUUUGCAGGUUUGCCUGCUGGAGACCCCAGACUAGCCGAUUUCCACAAUCUCCGUGAUGGGCUGGAGCGCCUGGAAAACAAGCCCCUCUUGAAGCAGCGUUUCGUUCCUACCCCGGAGAAGACCGACAACUUGAGCAAGUUGGCAUUGGGGGCCAAGGUGGAGCGCGCCCUUGGACGUAGAAUGACUAGCCAGGACGCUGUCAUGCGAGAGCCCGUGCUGAACGAAAAAGCGGCGGUGGAAGCCCCGCGGUGCAUCAGAUAUGGUAGUAAAACAGCUAUCGGCCGAGGAUCCAGCAUCAUUGCCAAUGAACGGCCCGGUCUGGGGGGGUUAAAUCCACCGCAUGCUGAUAUCAUGGAUGGCAAAUGGACUAGCCUACCGCAUUGUUCCACUGCGUCAUCAACACAAGAUCCGACAGCGAUUUCGUUUACAGACUCCAAUAUUGCCACCACUGCUGCCACCCACAUUUUGUCACUGAUCGCGGUCGUCCAGUCGAUCGACGAGAUGCGCCCGUGA
This is a messenger RNA of Aspergillus niger, 630 nucleotides long. RefSeq lists its product as uncharacterized. The coding region runs from base 1 to 630 and encodes 209 amino acids. The transcript is spliced from 4 exons. The record is from RefSeq and is a predicted model, not a curated record. Lineage: Eukaryota; Fungi; Ascomycota; Eurotiomycetes; Eurotiales; Aspergillaceae.